Messenger RNA from Pimephales promelas (fathead minnow), 1978 nucleotides. RefSeq names its product small integral membrane protein 14 (gene smim14). Lineage: Eukaryota; Metazoa; Chordata; Actinopteri; Cypriniformes; Leuciscidae. The record is from RefSeq and is a predicted model, not a curated record. Gene Ontology annotation, cellular component: endoplasmic reticulum.
GAUGUAAAACAACCGUCAGCGCAAACUUAUUACAAUUCAUGAACCAAGCCUUCGCCAUAGUAACAUUCCUAAUUUUGCUUCCCUGAUCCUUAUCAAAACACAGACGGAACAUCAGCCGGACCUGCGGCCCAUUGCCAAACAGCAGUGUACACGGGGCAGGGAGCAUUCGCACUGGAUUCGGCCUGUGCGACCGGAGACUCGGGUCAAUAUUCACAUAUCGGUCCUCCUGGUUUGAAGCGAAUGUUUUAAUAUCUCUCCGAGUGAGUUGUCGAAGUCAUUGGAGAGGAUGGCAGAGGGAGGUUUUGACCCCUGUGAGUGCAUUUGCUCUCAUGAACAUGCCAUGAGGAGACUUAUCAACCUGCUGAGACAGUCCCAGUCCUACUGUACAGACACAGAGUGCCUUCAGGAGAUACCAGGCCCCACCUCCUCAGUAGAAGGGGACAUCACUCUACCCAUGAUUAUUAUGGGAUGGAUAGUUCUAGCUCUCGUGAUCUUUCUGUUCCGCCCAGCCAGCUUGAGGGGCUCUUCAACCAGUGGCAAGCCCUCCAGUCCCCAUGGCAAUCAUGGCAGAGAGCCACCAGCACCUCCAGUGGACUAGAACCCUACACAAAAGAUUUGAUUUUUUUUAAAUCCAGCUUCCACCUGAUCAGCUAUGUGACCAGUGUAACUUGUUACUUUCCUUAAUCAUCCGUCAGUAUUUCUGAUUCCAGAUUGUUUAGUCCUAUAUUGAGAGGGUGAUCUACACAGACUAUUGAAUAACAAGGUGUUUCUACAAUGCGAGCUGCUUUUCAAAGUGUAGCUAAAAGUGGUGAAUUGUUAGUCUGAUGAUUUUCAGGUUUAUAUAUCUCGGUCUUCAAUUUCUUAAUUCUUCUGUUUUUAUUAUAAAGCCUUAUUAGGUAUUUAGCAAGUUAAAAUAACAUAUAUGCUUAUGUAAUGACACUUAGAUCAGACUGCAUAUAAAUUGCAAUCUAGAGUAAGGGUUACCUAGUUUUCGUGUGUCAUUGAGAGAUUUGGGUUAUUUUCAAGUAGACUGAGGUGGAGAGAAUAAUAUUUCUUGUCCUUUGGUUGCUUAUACAUUCCAAAGCUAUGAUGAGACAUGAUGUCAUUGGUCCAUGUGGGAGCAUGAGCCUUGACUCUGCAUCAGGUCAUUCUGAAUACAGAUGUACUUGAAAUGAUUCACACAUUUGAGGUGGACAAAGACUACUUCUUAAAUUUCAAAAAAAUUGUGCAAGAGGAAAUAAUGAAAUGAGAGUAUUUCCGUAUUUACUGGGCACUUAUUUCUGUAGUCAUGGCUGUGUGAAUGUUUGGGUGUUUGGGAAUGGUCUGAGAUCUGAUCUAAAACAGACAUCUCCACCCUGAAGACUAUGACACUAUCAUUCAUGUAUAAAAACCAUUAGUGCAACUGCUAGUAUAGACUGUUAAAUGCCAAUCUGAACAGAGUUUUGUUAUGUUUGCUCCGGAAUUAUUAUGUUGCUAUACUUUCUAGAAUAGUAAACGAGAUGGGAAAUCUUCCAAAUUUCAGUGAUGAAAAUCUAAAAACAAUUUCAUCAUUCAAAAUAAGAUUUAAAUAUGUUACUUUGGAAUUUUGGUAAUAUUUGUGAAGAGCAUAAGCUUAAAGGCUAACUAGCACUUUGGUUUUGCCACCUUUGCGUUUGUGUACACAAGGCGAAGCUCCAGAAAACACCAAAGAUAAUGUUAAUCUCGAUUUCAAGUGUGGUUGAACUUCUUGUGAAACUUCCUUGUCUGUUCAAUUCUGUGAAAAAUGAAAAUGUUAGAAUGGCUUAUUGGCACAAAAGUCUGUUUGAGUAAUUGGACGGACUAAUGAUUUCUGGAAGGUUCUGUUAAGGUGGUGGUGUGGAUUUCAGGGCAUGUAAAUUGAAUUCUGUCUAUGUACACUGUUCUAAUGAAACUGCUCUAAUGAAAGGGCUUGAUCUAUGCACUUUUGGAUACUUACAAAUAAAUAUAAGCAAUAGCAUCA